UUAUUAAUUCAUUUAUUUAUUAUUUGUAGGUUAUUUUCUAUAAUUGUAGUAAAUAAACAUUAAACUUCAUUUAAUAAUAAUUAAAAUAUACUAAAAGCCUAAAGAGGAUUUUUUUUUUCUUAAUGUUAAGGUCAGUUUCCGGUUUGAUUUUAAUUUAAUAGAAGUUUAGACAGUUGUUUGUUGUUGUUGUUGUUGUUUUCUUUAUUAUUAUAACGCGUUAUUGGGUGUGAUGGUUGAGGCGCGCGCGGCGGGAGUGGACUCCGGUGCUGCGUUGCUGCUCGCGCGGCUCUUCACCAUGGCGCGCGACACGGGAGACACGGGCGUACCGGGGUCGGGGUCCGAGUCCUGGGCGAUGAUGAUGAUGACGCAGCCGCCGCCGCCGUCCACCGUGCCGCGGAUUCCGCCCGAGGCCGGGAACCGGACGCGGUGCGCGGCGCACGUGCAGAGCUACGGCGGCGUGGAGCGCGCGCUGAUCGGCGGCGUCCUGACGGCGCUGACGCUCGUGACGGCGUGCGGGAACCUGCUGGUGGUGGUGUCCGUGUGCUCGGUGAAGAAGCUGCGGCAGCCCUCCAACUACCUGAUCGUGUCGCUCGCGCUCGCCGACCUCUCCGUGGCGCUCGCCGUCAUGCCGUUCGUCAGCGUCACUGACCUGAUCGGCGGCCGCUGGAUCUUCGGCCAGUUCUUCUGCAACGUCUUCAUCGCCAUGGACGUCAUGUGCUGCACGGCGUCCAUCAUGACCCUCUGCGUCAUCAGCAUCGACAGGUACCUGGGCAUCACGAGGCCUUUGACGUACCCGGUGCGUCAGAACGGAUGGUGCAUGGCCAGGAUGGUUCUGUCGGUGUGGUUGCUCUCCGCUUCCAUCACGCUGCCUCCGCUGUUCGGUUGGGCGCAGAACGUCAACAAUGAUCACCAGUGUCUGAUCAGCCAGGACUUCGGCUACACUAUCUACUCAACCGCCGUGGCCUUCUACAUCCCCAUGAGCGUCAUGCUGGUCAUGUACCGCCGAAUUUACCGCGCUGCCAAGCUCAGCGCCGCCAAACACGCCAUCUCGGGUUUCCCGCGGCCAAGUGACGAAGGUGACGACGAUGACAGAAACAGCCGAGACGAUGACAGCGACUGCAUGGCGGCGGCUAUGAAGAUGCACCGGCUCCGAGGAGCGAAGUGGAAUGAAGCCGAGCGCAAAAGCGCCUCCAUCUUCAAGCGGGAGCAGAAGGCGGCGGCCACGCUGGGCGUGGUCCUGGGCGCGUUUACGGUCUGCUGGCUGCCGUUCUUUGUGCUGUCGACACUGCGUCCGUUCGUGUGCGGCGUGAGCUGCAGCUGCGUGCCUCUGUGGAUCGAGAGAACGCUGCUGUGGCUCGGCUACGCCAACUCGCUCAUCAACCCCUUUAUCUACGCCUUCUCCAACCGGGACCUGCGCACCGCCUACCGCAGCCUCCUCGCCUGCCGCUACCGCAACAUCAACCGCAGGCUCUCCGCCGCCGGCGUUCACGAGGCGCUGAGACUCGGCCCGAGGUCAGAGGUCACGCUGUCCGUGUGAAGGCGUUUUAAAGACCCUCAUGCUCUACUCAUGACUUCAAGGGCGAUUAUAUCUUAGUGUAAAGGGUAAGGAUGUGAACGGCACUCAACAACCGCACUCCUGUGACCCUGCCGGAGGUCAAAGGUCAUGGAAGGUCAUAUGAAACUCAGGCCUAAAGGAUUGCAUCAAGGUGAACUCGGAUUUUCAGAAUCACUCUGAACUAUUUAAUUGGACUUUAUAUCUGAUCAACGAUAAAAUUCAAGCAUUAAAUAUGAAGUUUAAACAUGUCCAGGGGUCAAAGGUCACCAGGUCAGGCUGACCUACAAAAUGGAGGACAAAUAGCAUUCAAAAUUUUAAAUCUUAAGCUUUUUAAAAAGCCGAAACUGGUCAUUUUGAACAUAUCAGUAAAAAUGUUCUAAACUUAAACCUCCAUGUUGUGUUUCUUUUAAUGUUGUGAAAAAUUGUUAAAAAUAAAUGUCUAAUAAUCAUUCAGCAAAAUUUGAAUAAAAAGGUAGUAAAUGUGUUAAAAUGCUCAAACAGCAGGGGACUUCACUGACCACACAGUCCCAGUGGGCGUGGCCUAAUAUUCUAAUGAGUCAGUUGAUUGGCAGCCCUCUCAAGGGUCCAUAAAACACUAGCUUAGCUUUCUUUUUCUAGGCUAACUUUCACUCUCUAGAUUAGCUUUCUCUUGCUAAGUUAGCUUGGAUUAGCUUCCACUCGCUAGGUUAGAUUAAGUUUGACUCACUAGGUUAGUUUUCACUGUCUAGGUUAGAUUAGCUUUCACUUAGUAGUUAGUUUUCUGAUGCUAGAUUAGCUUUCGCUCGCUAGAUUAGCUUUUGUUCACUGGGUUUGCUUAAGCGGGAAAAUAUCAAUUUAAGGAAACUGUGUGGGCGGGACUUCUGGCGUCAGCUUUACCCAAGAUAAGCCCCUCCCACUUUACACAGAAAGAGGAGAGAUUCAUGGUUUUUAUUGCAGAUUGUAAGACUGACAUUAACCUCAUCAGCAAGUGGAGGAUUUUUUAAGCUUCAAAAUUAAAAAUGGUUCAAAAAGAACCAGAACCUGGUUAAAGUUUCACAUAAACUUUCACAUAAACAAGUAAAAACUAAAAAAAAUCACAGCAGGACUGAUGUUCAGUGACGAGGUGAAGAUUUAACCGAUCCAUAACUCACUCAUGUCUCAAAUACUUUAAUCAUUUUAUCACGGUUUACGAUAUUAUCACAAUAUUUACAGAAAUAUUAUCAC
Pangasianodon hypophthalmus (striped catfish) is the source of this 2758-nucleotide messenger RNA. RefSeq names its product 5-hydroxytryptamine (serotonin) receptor 7a (gene htr7a). Gene Ontology annotation, biological process: smooth muscle contraction; chemical synaptic transmission; vasoconstriction. Gene Ontology annotation, cellular component: dendrite; membrane. The coding region runs from base 230 to 1537 and encodes 435 amino acids. The record is from RefSeq and is a predicted model, not a curated record. Gene Ontology annotation, molecular function: G protein-coupled serotonin receptor activity; neurotransmitter receptor activity. NCBI's taxonomy places the organism in Eukaryota, Metazoa, Chordata, Actinopteri, Siluriformes, Pangasiidae. The transcript has 2 exons.